CGGCCCGGUGGCCGGGGGGAAACGCGCCGAAAGGACGUCUGACUGAUGCAGGUGCGCGGCGGGAAUAACACACAUGCCCUUCUCUCCCCCACUUGUCAGGUGCGCAGCCCUCGAGGGCUUCGGAGUGUUUCUUCGCCGGACAAACGGUUCUACUCCCCUUUACUUAACACCUCACUACGGGAUGGUCAACCAUAGCUAUGCCGGAGUUUCUAGAUGCACGACAGCCGCCUCGAGCAAAGGCAGGCCUCCGAGAUGAUGACAGUGACAUUAUUGACCAUCUUCCGCUAGAGGAAGUGGGAAGCAGCAAGCCGUCGUCCCCCUUCCUCAAGCCGAACGACGUCCGGACGCUGUCCGCCAGCCCAGGGUCCGAACAUGGUCGGCUCUCGCCAUGUGGAUCAAGGGCUUUAUCACCAGCUCCUUACGCCCAUCAUCCGCAAACGCGGAAGGCAGCUCUGGCGCAGUCCCUGGGCCGGUUGUGGGCCCGCCAACGAGGGGUGAUUCUCGUGGCAGUCUCGCAGCUCUUUGGAGCGCUCAUGAACUUGGCUGCAAGGCUGCUGGAGCUGAGGGGGCGGCAUCCGUUGCAGAUCCUCUUUGCUCGUAUGAGCCUCACCACUGCCUUGUCUUGUCUGUACAUGUGGUGGACAAGCGUUCCCGAUUUCCCGCUCGGGCCCAGAGGCCUCAGAUGGGUGUUGGUUGUCAGAGGCGUCACCGGAUUUUUUGGCAUUUACGGCAUGUGGUACUCGAUGAUGUACCUGCCGCUCGCCGAGGCAACAGUCAUCACCUUCCUUGCGCCGAUGCUCUCGGGCUACAUCUGCGAUGUCCUUCUCAAAGACCCCUUCACGCGCCGAGAACAGCUGGCUUCCUUGGUCGCCCUGGCCGGCGUAGUGUUCAUCGCGAGACCGACCUCCCUCUUCGGCAACGCUCCUGCCGAGGGGACCCACCCGCAGGCUCCUCACACCUCCGACGCGGCAAGCACAGAAACACCCGCGGCCCACCCCGGCGUGGGCGAGGAACCGACGCCAGCACAGCGGCUAGGCGCCAUCCUCGUCGCCCUGCUCGGCGUCCUCGGCGCGGCCGGCGCCUUCACCGCGAUCCGCUACAUCGGCAAGCGAGCCCACCCGCUGAUUACGGUGACCUACUUCUCCGUCUGGAGCACGCUGGUCAGCGCGACGGCGCUGCUGGUCGCGCCGCUGCUCGGCAUCGCGCAGGACACGCCGCCGACCGUCGGCUUCGCCGGCCUGCUGCCGUCGUCGGCGUACGAGUGGUUCCUGCUCCUGUCGCUCGGGCUUUGCGGAUUCGUGAUGCAGUUCAUGAUGACGGCCGGGGUGGGCGGCGAGAGGUCGAACCGGGCCACGGCCAUGACGUACACGCACAUGCUGUUUGCGGCAGGGUUCGAUAAGUGGGUGUUUGGUCACGAGAUGCCGUUGGUGAGUGUGCUGGGGUGCGGGUUGAUUGUGGGCAGUGCGCUGUGGGCAGCGCUGGGGAAGAAGGAGGGAGGAGGAGGCAGAAGGCCAGAAGAGGAUGCUGAGAGGGGGGUUGGAAGGGCUGGUGAGCGAACCCCGGGGGAGGAGGCUGUACCGAUGCUUGACAGUGUGGAAGAAGUCGUAGAGGAGGGAGAUGAAGGAGGGAUUCCGCUAGUCGCUCAUAGAUAGAGGAAUACCUGGGGGUGAAGCCGUUGGCCACAGCAAGUUCCCACCAUGCCAGCGUGAAAUGGGGGGUGGAGGAUGCUUCCUUUAACUCUGGACUGGGCUGUGCGACUUGACGCCGUUCCAGAGAAGUAGAUCCAAAAAUCACUACCCCUAAAUAUUCCAAAGCAUCGAGAA
Messenger RNA from Thermothielavioides terrestris NRRL 8126, 1823 nucleotides. RefSeq lists its product as uncharacterized. Gene Ontology annotation, cellular component: membrane. Bases 534 to 1652 code for a protein of 372 amino acids. The transcript has 2 exons. NCBI's taxonomy places the organism in Eukaryota, Fungi, Ascomycota, Sordariomycetes, Sordariales, Chaetomiaceae. The record is from RefSeq and is a predicted model, not a curated record.